AGGCAGCGCGCCGCUCGAUGCUCCAUUGUCUGAACUUGCAGCCUAGGCUGCCACGUCAAAGCCGCGUUGCGGCUUUGUUCUCGCGUGUCUUCACCCUAUAAAAGACCCAGGGAUCGCCAGCCUUGAAGACGCGGCAGCUCGACUCACCCUCAAGGGCCAGGGCCACACCAUGGACCCAGAGCAGCACGUUAGCGUCGUGUUCGCUACGUCGGUUGAGGACAUCAGCUUUGGCGAAGAACUGCUGUUCGAGAGCGAGGGAGACUCGCGCCCGUCGCGAUUUGUAUUCGCCCAACUGCCCACGGGACAAUACGUUAUUGCUGGCCGGGAGAUCGAUGUUGUGGGAAAUUUCUUCGAGUACGUAGUGCUGGGAGACGACACAAGGAUAGUCGCCUAUCAGGUCCUCCGCACGGUCAAGUGGACGACUGGAGAAAACUGGUAUUACGCUCAAUUCGCGACGGACGCGGAUUUCUUUUCCUGCAUCUCUUGCUUCUCGGCGGCUUUCGAUUAUCAGGGAGUACAGGAAUAUCGCGCAAUUCAGGAGGUCGUACGCCUGGAGGGUUCGCUUUCCAACUCUCUCCGAGCCGUGGGUUCAACGAACACAAUCCUGCACGAUGGUAUUCCGCACGAUGGUAUUCCGCACGACGGUAUUCCGCACGACGGUAUUCCGCACGAUGGUAUACCGCACGAUGGUAUACCGCACGAUGGUGUUCCGAAGCUUGACGACGUGCACGGCGAUUCCGAUAGGAGAACCUUGAGACACCCCCCCGACUGUUCCGACCAAACCACUCAUCUUGGCCCCGUGCUCUUCGGGGCCGCUGUUGGAAUCGUGCUGGGAUAUCUCAUGGGGCGGAAGUGAUUCCUGACUAGCUCUACGCGGCAAAAGAUGAGCUAAGACGUUGCGCUGCGUUGUAUUACUACCAUCGUUGUACUUAUCUCUGUAACGUGUGCCUGUCCUCUCGAUAUGUACGGGUGACCCUGCCACUCGCCGCGCGUA
Molecule: messenger RNA, 994 nt
Organism: Fomitopsis serialis
Lineage: Eukaryota; Fungi; Basidiomycota; Agaricomycetes; Polyporales; Fomitopsidaceae
Exons: 4
Coding region: 170-856 (228 amino acids)
Source: RefSeq, a predicted model, not a curated record